AUGAGUUUGUCAGGAUGUGGGCAGCAGGUGGAAAGGACGAAUAAAGGGGGGUUUAAUGGAGGGCUGAGGGUUGCAGAGCAGGUUAUAGUUGAGAAUCAGCGAGGGAUCACGGUGUUCGGGUAUCCAUUUUUUUCGAAUAAGUUGUUAAUUCCUAAGGUUGAUCCUCCGCAGUUUCACACGGAGAAGGACCAUCUGCCUAUUUCAACGGCUACGUCAAAUUACUAUGGGAAUACGAAUAAUAAACUUUUGUUGCCGUUAAAUUUCCGGCACUUGGGGUUUGCUUCUGGGGGAGUCGGGGGAGGGGAGAGAUCUGAGGGCGAAGGUAGUAGUGAAGUAGGAGGAUCUAGUAGUGGUAGUACGUUUGGAGUUAGUAGUCAUGGUCGGGUAGAGGGACAGGAUGAAGAGUUUGCGUGGUUUGUUUCUAUGGAUCAUCAGGGACAGUAUGAUAUUGACGAUCAAGGAUGGUGUUAUAGUUGGUCAUUUAGGAGCAAGUAUUGGAAGGGAAAGAAUGGGUUUGUGCGGAAGCGGUUUUGGAUCCGCCUUCCAACUCGGAACGACAAUUUAGGGUAUUGUGGUCAUCAGCAUCAGAAUCAUGUAGGGACGAGGACGAGUUAUGGACGUACAGAUGCCGUUUCUACAAUUGUUGAAGAGGAGGAAGAGCAGCAGUGCCAGAUUGAACCACCACAGCUUGGAAAACAGGAGACCGCUGUUCUGGAAGAUGAACACAACAACUGCAACACCAGUAACAGCAGCAAAAGCAACGACAGCAGCACCAAAAGCAGCACCAACAAAGAUAACAACAAUCAGGAGGAAGAAGAGAUAGACGCACCUGAAUGCAGAAUAAUGGAUAUUAACAGCAACGGACCGAGAAUUGCUCAAAUUCCCCAACCUACAACAGGCGCAACAGGCUCAACAUCUGAAAACUCUGCAGAGGCAUUAUGGAGGCAAAUAUCCACGACUGAAGGUGUCAUGUCGUCCAUAAAGGGCUUAUGUGUUAAUAAUUUGAAUAGGAGUGGUAGUGAUGAAGACGAUGCCGAUGAUCAAUUUACUGAUGCCAUAGAUAUUUCUGAUGUAGAUGAACAUUUGGAAGUCUACAAGCUUUAUCACCAAAGGGAGGAGAACCAGGUAUUCUCCGAUAUUUUGGAUAAACUUAUUUUCGAGUUGAACAACUUGUCAUUAGAUAGGCAGAAAUUAGAAUUAUUGGACGAGUUUGUAAGGGACAAACUAUCCUCAAUUAACAGACAGGACUUGCAGCGCGUUCUUCGUGACCCAAAAUCAAACUUUAUCGAACAAGUGUUAUCUAGUUUGCAGUUUGACGUUUCCAGAAGAAAAUUCUUGGAUAAAUGGAUUACAGGUAUAAGAUGA
Messenger RNA from Eremothecium cymbalariae DBVPG#7215, 1365 nucleotides. RefSeq names its product Spo73p (gene SPO73). Bases 1 to 1365 code for a protein of 454 amino acids. NCBI's taxonomy places the organism in Eukaryota, Fungi, Ascomycota, Saccharomycetes, Saccharomycetales, Saccharomycetaceae. The transcript has a single exon. The record is from RefSeq and is a predicted model, not a curated record.